AUGUGUCUUCCAGUGGAAGAAGGUGGUUUGGGUUUGCAUCACCUAGAUGAUAUGCAGAAGGCUUUGCAUAUGAGAUUUGUCUGGAAUUUAAUCCAAGGUAAUUCGUUAUGGGCUCAGUUUUUCAAAGCUAAAUAUGUGGGGUCUAAACCUUGGUUUCUUAUUGAUGCGAAUAAAGGCACAAGAUUUUGGAAAAUGAUUGCUAAUUGUAUUCGUUUGGUUCUCAAAAAUUUGAAGUGGAGCCUCAGGGAAGGCAACCUUUUCUUCUGGUAUGAUAAGUGGCGGAAUCGGGGUCCCUUGUAUUCUGAUCUUCCAGUGGUGGGUAGUCAUUUACUUAAAGUUAAGGAGUGCCAACUGUCUAACUUGUGGGAUGUGGAGCUCUUGGUUAAUUUGGUGGGUCAAGAUCAUGUUAAUGAUAUACUAGAAUUUUUAACAGUUUGCAAGGGCGGAUCAAAUGUAUUGGUAUGGAUGAAGAAAGAUAGUGGCUGUUUCUCUACAAAGUUAGCAUGGGAUUGUAUCCGUAUUAGAGGUUCCACCAUGAAUUGGCAUUCUUGGAUGUGGCAUAGUCAGCUCCCUUUGAAGGUUUCAGUUUCUAUGUGGAAGGCUUGGCAUCAUGCCAUCGGUGUGGAUGAUCAUCUCUGUCGUGUAGGGGUGCCGAUUGUUUCUAAAUGUGAUUGUUGUGAUGCUGGUAAGUACGAGGAUCAAAAUCAUGUUUUGUUUGAAAGAGAUCUUGCUGCUCGGAUGUGGCGUUAUUGUGGCGGUAUCUUUGGGUUACCGCUUCAUGGUAAUUGGAAAGAGACAGUGUCCCAUUGGUUUCUUCAUGCUUCUUCCUCUUCUCAGGUUGGUAUUAUUGUGGGCCUCCUUCAUUCUUUGCUUUCUUGGCCGUUUUGGUGUCGUAGAUGUGUAGCUCACAUGGAAGAUUUUACAAUCUUUGCUUAUAUUGCCUAUCGUUCCGCCAAGGCGUUGCUUGAGUUUCGUGGCUUGGCGCAAACCCCCCAUGGGAAUUUCAAGUUAAAUACUAAUGGUAGUGGCUUUAGGAAUCCUGGGUCGUCUGGGGCUGGUGCUUGUAAAGCUCUGAUGAUUGGUUACGUGGAAGUUGAACUGGACUCGCAAGUGGUGGUUUCGUGGUGGAAGCAACGGAGGUAUGGGGUUUGGUACCUUGAGGAUUUUUGGGAGGUGAUUCUCUGUCUUUUGGAUUCGAUGGAUUGCUUGGUUUGUCAUGUCUUCAAAGAGGGUAAUAAAGUUGCUGAUUGGCUUGCAAAAUCUGGUGUGCUUGGUCAUCAUAUGGAGCAGCAAGUGAUUGGGGAAGUGCCAAGGUUGCUAAGAAGUUUAAUCUGCUUGGACAAGCUCGGCGUCCCCUCGUUACGAUGUAGCUAUGUUUGA
Messenger RNA from Carya illinoinensis, 1380 nucleotides. RefSeq lists its product as uncharacterized. Lineage: Eukaryota; Viridiplantae; Streptophyta; Magnoliopsida; Fagales; Juglandaceae. The transcript has 3 exons. The coding region runs from base 1 to 1380 and encodes 459 amino acids. Gene Ontology annotation, molecular function: nucleic acid binding; RNA-DNA hybrid ribonuclease activity. The record is from RefSeq and is a predicted model, not a curated record.